AUGGCGGAUCGCUUUGCGGCAUUGGCCGGCUACGAUGCCGGCUCCAACUACGACUCGACAAUAGAGCAGAGUCUUGCUGCAGCGGCUAGAGAUGAUCUGCCGGGCCUCGAAACAGUAGCCAGCAUCAACCUUGACCUUCCGCCCGCCAAGCCUCUCAACAGCACCUUUGGCAGAUCCAAAAAGCCCAGCGCUGCGACGGAGCGUGCCAGGAGAAUCACUUCCGGCCCGAUCGAUCUCGGCACAGGACGUGCCCGGACCCCUCCUCCUCCUCAUGCAAACGACACCUCGCGCACGUCCUCCAACAAGGAGAAUGCGCGUCAAGAUGAGCCUCCCUCUACACAGCGCAAGCAGGAGCAGCGAAGACACUACGGCGUGCGCAUCGCCGACGACGACACCUUUGAGGAGCUCGAAGACAGUCUGCAGAAGGGACACCAGCAGCAGAGCGAGCUCCAACGCAUGCAACAGGACAUCUCGCAGGGCGGUGACUCUCUCCUCGCCGCAUCUCCAGGCAACGAUUCGGGUCAAUGGGGUGCUCGUGCCAUGCGUCGCCGGUCAGCAGCAGGAGUGUCGAUGAAGUCGGCGCAAGAGAGGAUCAACAAUCUCACCCAAGAACGCGACGAGCUCAAGAUCGUCGUCGAUCUGUUGCGCGAGAAGGUCUCGCUAGACGAUCGACUAGCCGAGCUCAUCGUCCUCAAGAAAGAGAAGCUCUCCUACACCAACAAGAUGAUCGCCCAACAAGCCAUGCUCAAACAGCAGGAUCGUGCCAUCAAAGUGUUGCAAAAGGAACAGCAGCAAUGGAAGGGUACGACUCCGACCGACUACGAGCAGCGGAUCGCAGACCUCCAGGCAAAGCUGCUUGCCGCCAACAAUAAAGCCGAGGAAGAGAGACAAGAGAAGAUCCGUCUCGAGGACGAGCUCGACUUUGUCAAGCGAAGAGGGCCGCCACCGGGCGACGCAAGUCGUGGCGAUGAGACCUCGGCAACAUCGCUCGGCGACUCGACCCGCUUGCGGAAGCGCAUCGAUGCGCUUCGCGACGAGCACGAGGACGAAAAGUACGAGCUGCGCCGGGAACGCGACGAGGUGCAAGAGCAGCUCGAACAGGCUCGCGAUGAGAUCGAGCAUCUUCGCUCCCAACAAGGGCGCGACUCUUCGCCGAAUGGAUCUAUGCAUCACCAGCGCAACAUCGAUGACCUCGAGCAGCAGCUUACCGCCCACAAGACCGAGAACGCCAAGAUGCUCGAGCGUCACGCCCAGCUCGUUGCCGAUAUCGAACAGCACAAGGACGAGGUGUACGAGCUGCGUUCGUCCGAGGAGGCGCUGCAGAGGGAGCUCGAUGUGGCCAACCAGAGACUCGAGCAUGCCAACAUCACGCAGGAAGAUGAGGCAGUACGCUUUGUCGAAGCCGAGCGUCUGGCCGCCGACCGAUACCAGGACCAGAUCGACAAGCUGCGCGACGAGCUUGCCUCUGCGCAAUUGCAGAUCGACGGCAAGGAGGCUGAGCUCGAAAAGCUGGAUGCAGAACUGCAGGACCUCACCGCCAAGGUGGCCGAUCUCGAAUACGAGUUGCGACAAGCAGAGCAGCUGCUCGAGGAGCAAAAGGUCCAGCUGGAAGGCGUCGAAGCCGAAGCGGACGAGCUCGACCGACAAGUGCAGACCUUCAAGCAGGAGGCGGACGAGCUACGUGCUGAGGCUGACGAGCUGCACCGCGAGCUCGAAGCCAAGGACGCCGAUCUGGCCGAGACCAACAAGGAGAUGCAAGAGAUGUCGAACCGCAUGUUUGGGCUCGAGGAAGAGCUCGAGGCGCGCGCCGACGAGAUCAAGCAGCUGGACGAGGAGAUCGCCAAGGUCGAAGAGGUGUUGCAGCAAACCAACGAGAAGCACGAGCGUCACACCACUGUGCUCAAAGAGAAGCUCGUCGCGACGACACAGGACCUGACAGGAGCACAAGCGCAGCUGGAAGCGACGUUGGGCGAGCUUGAAGCGAUGCGCGAGGAGGCGGAUUCGUACGCACGCGAAGCAGAGCAACUUGCGGCGGAACGGGCACGGCUGGAAGAGAUCAAUGCCAAGCUCGACGCUAAGGUCUCGGAUGUGGUCGAGGAUCUCAAAGCCGAAGAGCGAGCGCUGGACGACGCCCACGCAGAGUGGGAACGCAAGCUCGAAGAGACCGAGUCGCGCAUGGCACGCGUCGUGCGCGACAAGGACGAAGCCAUUGUUGCGCUCGAAAAGGAGCUCAACCAGAUGGAAGACGACCUGGCCAUGCGCAAGUCCGACGUCCAGACGCUGCAAGACGCGCUCCGAUCCAAAGAGAACGAGUCGUUCCGAAUGGGUCAGAGCUCGGCCAACGACAAGUACAGUCUCGAGCUCGAAAUCGAUCGUCUCAAACGCGACCUCUCGCGAUGCGAGGACGACCUGGCGCGAGCACGCAAAGACCUCGAUCGCAAGGACGACGCGCUUCGACAGAAGGAGGACACGCUGGCGCAGGUGCACUCGGAGCUGAGGGAGGUGCAAGCCAAGCUGGCGAGCGAGAUGCAGUCGCGCCUUGGCCUGUCGGAGCGAUUCGAGGCGCAGCAGGCGGCGGUGCAGGCGGAGCGCAAGGAGCUCGAAUCUGCCCGGGCCAAGAUGGAGGAGCUGGAGCACGAGCUCAACGCCGGCGAGCGAGCGACGCUGCGAACCGAGCAAGCCUCCCGCGAUGCCUUGAGCCAACGCAACGCUCUGCUGCUCACCAUCUAUCAGCAGAUGGGCAAGAUCCUCGCCUCGUCCACCGCGGACGGCAACUCGACGCCACGCAAGCGCGAAGCGGAACUCAAGCCGUUUACCAACUUUGACGUCUUCCACUCGUCGCUCCUCUCGCGUCUGCGCCGGGUGUUCGAUACGCAGCUCGGUGUGGACCAAAAGGUCAAGGAGCUCGAAGCGAAGCUCAUGGAGAAGUAUACGGCGCUCAAACGGCAGCAGGACUCACGUUUCCGCCAGAUCGAUCGGUUCGAAGCGUCGAUCAAGGUGGCCGCGGACAAGCAGGGGCAGUGGCGACAGCGAUUGGUGUCGAAACAAUCCGAGCUGGACGCGGUCAAGGCGACCAAUGCCGAGCUGCUCUCGCAGAUCUCGUCGCUCAAGACGCGCAAUUCGCUCUCGACACCGGGGGACAACAACAAGCUCACGACGCUCACCACGAGGGCCAACACGGCGGAGCGUCGGCUGGCGACAGCACUGACACAGGUGAGUCAGGCCGAGGACCGGUUGGCGGAAGCCAAGGUCAAGUACGGCGAGGGGGAGGGCAAGUGGGCGGCACGCAUCAAGGAGCUGGAGCUGCGGUGCAAGGCGGCCGAGGAGCGGGUCAAGAGGGAGAGGCAGGGGGCCAAGGAGAGGGUGGCCGAGCUGGAGGAGAUCAGGCGGAAGUUGGAGAAGGAUCUGGAGGCGGCGACCAAGCGCAACCGAUUGGUGGGCGACCUGCAGGCGAAUGUGCGCGGCAUCAGUUAG
Kalmanozyma brasiliensis GHG001 is the source of this 3474-nucleotide messenger RNA. RefSeq lists its product as uncharacterized. NCBI's taxonomy places the organism in Eukaryota, Fungi, Basidiomycota, Ustilaginomycetes, Ustilaginales. The transcript has a single exon. The coding region runs from base 1 to 3474 and encodes 1157 amino acids. The record is from RefSeq and is a predicted model, not a curated record.